CACACGGUCACACUGUGGCUAUACAUCUUCAAAACAACAAAUAAAAACAUUAAAAAGUUAUCUUAUCGCCGCUGCCCGCGCCUGAUUUUGGAUUGUAAGCAUGCCAGCGUGAAACCAGUAACCAAAAACCGCGAUGUUGCUGUUGGAGCUGAACAUUCUGACCCUCAAUAUUUGGGGCAUUCCGUAUGUGUCUAGUGAUCGCGGGCCGCGAAUCGAUGCCAUCUGCAAGGAGCUGGCCACCGGGAAGUAUGACAUUGUGUCCCUGCAGGAGGUGUGGGCCCAGCAGGAUAGCGAGCGGCUGCAGAAGGGCACGGAGGAUGUCCUGCCCCACAGUCACUACUUCCACAGCGGGGUAAUGGGCGCUGGUCUGCUGGUGCUGUCCAAAUACCCCAUCCUGGGCACGCUGUUCCAUGCGUGGUCCGUCAACGGCUACUUUCAUCGCAUCCAGCAUGCGGAUUGGUUCGGCGGCAAGGGUGUGGGCCUGUGCCGCAUCCUGGUCGGUAGCCAAAUGGUCCACCUCUACAAUGCGCACCUGCAUGCGGAGUAUGACAAUGCCAACGAUGAGUACAAGACGCACCGCGUCAUCCAGGCCUUCGACACUGCUCAAUUUAUCGAGGCCACCAGGGGCACUUCGGCACUGCAGAUCCUCGCGGGUGAUCUGAAUGCCCAGCCGCAGGAUAUCUCCUACAAGGUGCUGCUCUACACAUCCAAUAUGCUCGACAGCUGCGCCUCGGACUCCUUUCGCACCAACGAAUGCCAACACAACUCGUACACAUCCAAGCAGGCGCGGGAGCGGAAUCCUCAGGGCAUACGGAUUGAUCACAUCUUUGUGAGAGGAGGAGAUCAUGUGAAUGCCGAGAUAGUGGAGUACAAGCUGCCAUUUCCGGAACGUGUGCCCGGCGAGAAGUUCAGCUUCUCGGAUCACGAGGCCGUGUUGGCCCACAUACGGUUAUCCAAGCUGACCGAGAGGAGAGCGGAGGAGCCAGUGGCCACAAUCGAGGUGAACUGCCAGGUGGCGGAGAAUGAUGGCGAUAGCUGUGUUGUAAGGGAACUGGGAGCGGGCGAUGCUCAGGCAGGAGAGGAAGAGCAGCAGCAUCCAGAGAUCCAGUGCAAUGGCUCCAGCUCCACUUCCAUCCAGACCAUACCCGCUGCCCGAACUGCCGCCCUUCACGAAGCUCUGGCCCUGUGCGAUGCUUCCCUUCUCCAACUUAACACGGAUCGCAUUCUGUACUACAGUGCAGCCACCUUCCUGUUCGUCCUCCUCGUCCUGCUGGUGGAGUUCACCGCCCCCGUGGGCAUGCGCACCAUCUUUCUGCUGCUCAAGUUCAUCGUGUUUGGCGUGAUCAUUUUCUGCGUCUUCAUGGCCUCCAUUUGGAACUAUAUGGAGAGGAAUGGGGUGCUGCAGGGCAAGAAAUCGAUGGAGGUGAUGCUGUUCUCGUACCAGAAGUACGAGUACUUCUACUGAAGCUGUCUGAAGGAGCAGCCUCGAGCUCAGUGCGCAUUUAAAAUCCAUGUGUACCCUAGAUUAACAAACGUUGUAUUGUCUUUGACUAAAGUGUGUAUUUUUAAUAUCUGACUAUAUUUUACGAACUGUAAUAUUUCAAUGCAAUUCCAUGGUCUCUUGUUUGUGUAACGUCAUCCAUAUCCCAGGAAUUAUAGUUCAAUAAAAUUAAACACUUAAA
This is a messenger RNA of Drosophila elegans, 1682 nucleotides long. It is a transcript of the gene nSMase, whose product is annotated as putative neutral sphingomyelinase. Gene Ontology annotation, molecular function: sphingomyelin phosphodiesterase activity. NCBI's taxonomy places the organism in Eukaryota, Metazoa, Arthropoda, Insecta, Diptera, Drosophilidae. The transcript is spliced from 2 exons. Gene Ontology annotation, cellular component: cytoplasm. The coding region runs from base 134 to 1465 and encodes 443 amino acids. The record is from RefSeq and is a predicted model, not a curated record.